CCCCCCAAAAAAGCCAAGAUCCCCUCCCUGGGCCCAUCCCUUCCCCUAGUCCCUACCCCCUCCCCCCAGAACUUUCCCUCCCGCAUGCUUUUGCCCUGCACCACGAUCGCCUCUCCGAUGCCACGGGCCUGGAAGCUGCGCUAGGAGCGGGCGGCGGCGGCUGCGGCGGCUCUGGAGUGCUAUGACCGGCAAACUCGCCGAGAAGCUGCCCGUGACCAUGAGCAGUUUGCUGAACCAACUGCCCGACAAUCUGUACCCCGAGGAGAUCCCCAGCGCGCUCAACCUCUUCUCCGGCAGCAGCGACUCGGUGGCCCAUUACAAUCAGAUGGCUACAGAGAAUGUGAUGGACAUCGGUCUGGCCAACGAGAAGCCCAACCCCGAACUCUCUUACUCCAGCUCCUUCCAGCCAGCCCCCGGCAACAAGACCGUGACCUACUUGGGAAAGUUCGCCUUUGACUCCCCUUCCAACUGGUGCCAGGACAAUAUCAUCAGCCUCAUGAGCGCCGGCAUCUUGGGGGUGCCCCCAGCCUCGGGGGCGCUCAGCACGCAGACGUCUACAACCAGCCUGGUGCAGCCGCCGCAGGGAGACGUGGAGGCUAUGUACCCGGCGUUGCCCCCCUAUUCCAACUGUGGCGACCUCUACUCGGAACCAGUAUCUUUCCACGACCCCCAGGGUAACCCAGGGCUCGCCUACUCCCCACAGGAUUACCAGUCGGCCAAGCCCGCUUUGGACAGCAAUCUCUUUCCUAUGAUUCCUGACUACAACCUGUACCACCACCCCAACGACAUGGGCUCCAUUCCGGAGCACAAGCCCUUCCAGGCCAUGGACCCCAUCCGCGUCAACCCGCCCCCCAUCACUCCCUUGGAGACCAUCAAGGCAUUCAAAGACAAGCAGAUCCACCCGGGCUUCGGCAGCCUGCCGCAGCCACCACUCACGCUCAAGCCCAUCCGGCCCCGCAAGUACCCCAACCGGCCGAGCAAGACCCCGCUCCACGAGCGGCCGCACGCCUGCCCGGCCGAGGGCUGCGACCGCCGUUUCAGCCGCUCAGACGAGCUGACUCGGCACCUGCGCAUCCACACUGGCCACAAGCCCUUCCAAUGCCGGAUCUGCAUGAGGAGCUUCAGUCGCAGCGACCACCUCACCACGCACAUCCGCACGCACACGGGCGAGAAGCCCUUUGCCUGCGAGUUCUGCGGGCGCAAGUUUGCGCGCAGCGACGAGCGCAAGCGCCACGCCAAGAUCCACCUCAAGCAAAAAGAGAAGAAGGCGGAGAAAGGCGGGGCGCCCUCGGCCUCUGCGGCGCCCCCCGUAUCCCUGGCCCCUGUGGUCACCACCUGCGCCUGAGGUUCGGGCCCCCGGAUCCCCACUUGAACCCUUCCAGUGCCUCCCGGCUGUUCGCUUGAAAAGCAGCGGGGAAAGCCAACCACGCAGGCGCAGGGGCCGCGCCCUGGCCCGCUCCAUGGACGUGCGGCCCCUGGUUCCCCUUCGACACCCCCUUCCUCCACACACACGUGUACGCGCGUGCGCGCACGCCAGUCCCCAACCUUUGACACCGACCUGCGAGGUCGGAGGCCGGGGCUAGAGCCGUCUUUUCCUGGCCAUCAGUACCGCGCCACUCCUCGCCUCCCCUCGCGGCUCCUUAGCCAAGGCACGGGGGCGGAAAGGUGGCGUCUAGCCCGCUUUGUUCCGUUCGGAUCGUCU
Ochotona curzoniae (black-lipped pika) is the source of this 1702-nucleotide messenger RNA. It is a transcript of the gene EGR3, whose product is annotated as early growth response 3. Lineage: Eukaryota; Metazoa; Chordata; Mammalia; Lagomorpha; Ochotonidae. Gene Ontology annotation, biological process: regulation of transcription by RNA polymerase II. The coding region runs from base 182 to 1345 and encodes 387 amino acids. The record is from RefSeq and is a predicted model, not a curated record. Gene Ontology annotation, molecular function: RNA polymerase II cis-regulatory region sequence-specific DNA binding; DNA-binding transcription factor activity, RNA polymerase II-specific. The transcript is spliced from 2 exons.